This is a messenger RNA of Corticium candelabrum, 1579 nucleotides long. Its product is annotated as microtubule-associated tyrosine carboxypeptidase-like. The transcript has 5 exons. Bases 217 to 1416 code for a protein of 399 amino acids. Lineage: Eukaryota; Metazoa; Porifera; Homoscleromorpha; Homosclerophorida; Plakinidae. The record is from RefSeq and is a predicted model, not a curated record.
UAUUUGCUAACACAGUAUAAAUACAGUAGCUCCCUUCAGUAAGAAUGUACGUACUAGCUAGAUACAAGAGGCGCUAGAAUUUGAUAGUUAGGUCCCGGAUAUGUCGUCAUUUAUCACACACCUCCGGGAUCUCGUCACUGUGUCAACGCGCGUUUCUAGGCGGCCGAUAAAUAGCCUGCGGUCACCUCUCUUGUCGGAUCGUCCCCCCAGUCCGACAUGGACAAGGCGUCAACCCAACGUUUCACAUGCGCCUCGACGACAUCCCUCGUCCUACCGCCUUGUCCUCGCGACGACGGCCCCCCUCUCGGGGAUCGACACUUGCGGCCGUCGUCCGGCGACAUCCAUGCGACGUCAGUAACGAGUUUACCGCCUCUAACUGAUCCGAUUUGCGAGAAGAAGUCAAAGAAAUGGAGGGGGAACGUAUUGUCGCGCGUCAAGCCGCUGAACGAGGCCGCAGAGAAGAGGCGUUUCAUGCAGGACUUCUCUUACAAUCCACAGUUCGUCUACAAGCGUCGUCUGCCGCGUUCUGUGCGCGAGCGCUACAAUCGGCCGUCGGACGGGCUGCUGGACUUGUCGGUGAGAAUCGUGAGGAACGUGUUGAGGAGAUACGGGACAUUCGAGGUGCACGAGGAGAGAAACGGCGGGAGGGUGUUGACGGACGCGGAAUGCCUGGCGACGGCGAGAAAGUAUCUGAGACAGAAUGGCAUUUCAGAUGUUAGAGUUGUUGUUUCGAGAGGGUUGGUUCCGUUUGCUCAGAUGACGCAUGACAAACGUGGAAACACUGUUUUGGAGAUGAAGUCAGGAGUGAUACGUGAACAUCGGAUCCAAGGGUUAUUGAACCACGAAAUAGGCACUCAUUACCUUCGAGGCAGAAACGACAAACUGCAACCCUGGGGUUCAAAGAUGGGAAAACGUCUCUAUGGGCUUCGGGAUAAGAACCCAACUGAAGAGGGUCUGGCUAGUCUCCACACUGUUUUGUUACGGUCUGAAGGGCAGUACCUGUUUCACUCGGCUUUGCUCUAUUAUUCUGCUUGUAUGGCACGGGAUCUGUCGUUCAGUGAACUUUUUCAUAACUUAGGCGAGUUUGUCGGGUCGCACGAUUCACGGUGGGAUUAUUGUAUGAGAGUGAAGCGAGGAAUGACCGACACGUCGAAGCCAGGCUGUUUCUCUAAAGACCAAGUAUAUCUAAAAGGUUCACUUCAGCUGCUAAAGCAUCGUCAUUCAAUUGACUUCUCUGCACUCUAUCUUGGCAAACUGGCAUGGGAGGAUGUCGAACGGCUCAAGCCGAUUGCAAAGAAAGGGAGGGUCAUCUUACCAGCAUUUCUCGCUUCCGAGAGUGACUACCAGUCAAAACUAGAUGAGAUUUUAAAGAUAAACAGACUUAGUGAUGAGAUGUUGGCUCUUCUUGAUUUGUAGAGUUUUAUUAGCGUUAAGACAUAAUGGUGGUGCUUGUGCUUGUAGAUGAAGAAGACAGUUGAUUUAGGUUUUUGAGUAAUUCCGUUCUAUGUGCUAUUGAGAUGCCGAUGGAUGAGAUUUUAGAAAGUUAUAAUAAAGUGAAGGAUGUAUUUGUUGUGUUGGA